UGGGAUUAGCUGCUGGGUGGGUGCUGUCCUUCUAGGAAGUCAGCCUGGGUGGGCACAGGGCAGGGUCCUGGGGCCCCUGCUAAAGUCCCUAGGAUUGUAGGGAGGAAAGCAGGGUCAUCAGCUAGGACCUGGAGAAAGGCCUGUCCUUGCCCAUCUGAAAUACUGGUUGCCACGUGAGCAGUAAGACACAGCUGUUGCCCCCACACCACUGAGCCACCCAGACCUGUGAGCCAGCUGGGCACCUGGCACCUUGGAGCCUGUCUGCUGUGACCCCAUCCAGAGUAGGUAUGGAGGGAGCAGAGGUGACAGAUAUCCAGCCCUGCCUCCUCCCAGCAGAGACCCCAUGGGUUCCUUCAUUUGUUGUUCAUUCAUUCAUUCAUUCAUCCAGCCAUCACUUAAGGGACACUCUCUCUGUGCCUGCCCAGAGCUGAGUGCUCGGGGCUCAUUGAUUCAGCAAAUAUUGAACACCUGUUAUGCACCGGGCUCUGGGCUGUCUGGGGAGACAGACAAAAGAUUGCUGCCCUCUAGAAGCUGACGUUCCCACAGAGGAAUAUGAUGGUUUCUAACAAACCAUGGAAAAUCAAUUUUAUGGUGUGUCAGCAGGUGGAACUGUUAAGAAAAAGGCAAGAUUAGAGUAGGUCGAGGGUGCUCAGGUCUAGGGAGGGAGGGCUUGUAAGAAAGUCAGGAAAGGCCUCACCGAGAGGCGGACAGUGAGGAGGGGCCGCGUGAGUGUCUGGGAAUAGCCUGUUCCAAGGCCCUGCGGUGGGAGCCAUGGGGUGUGCUCAAGCAAUGGGGAGGGGGCCGGCAUGGCUGGAGAUGGGGCAGUGGAGUAGGGCCCAUGGGACCCUGUUGGCUAUUCUGUGGACCGUGGCUUUGAUUCUGGAGAGCGCCGUGGAGGGGUCUGAGCAGAGGAGGGAAGAGGGGGUCUGACCUGGGUUUGGACGGGUCCCUCCAGGGCCUGAAUGUCAGUGGACCGCCGGGGUGAGAGCAGAAGCAACCGGAGAGGAGGCGGCUGCUCCUGUCUGCGCCAGAGGUGGUGGCCCCUCAGACCAGGCUGUUGAAACAAAUACCACACAACCGGUUGGCUUAACAAGAGGAAUGUAUUGGCGCACUUUCGAGGGAAGGGGGAGUCCAAAAUCGAGGCAACUGCCAGGUGACACUUUCUCCUCAAAGGUGUUCUGGGCUGGCCGCCGGCGAUCCUUGGUCCUUGGCUUUACCAUUACAUGGCAAGGCACGUGGCGGCGCCUUCUCCUUUCUCUUCCAGGUCCCAUUGACUUCCAGCUUCCUGCUCCUCGUGGCUUCUCUCUCUGUGUCCUAUUUCCUUUUUUAUAAGGAUUUCAUCCAUACUGGGUAGGGCCCACUGUCUUUCAGUUUGGGCACCUUUGGAGGUCUUAUUUAUAAACGGGUUCACACCCACAGGACCAGGGGUUGGGACCUGAACAUGCCUUUUGUGGGGGACAUGAUUCAAACCCCACCACUGGUGGACGUGGAGGUGGGCCUGUGGGCAGAUAUUCUGGUCAGAUUGUGAAGGUGGAGCCCAGCAGACUUGCCGCGGGUUCCCGUGUCACCCUGAGGCUCUGGGCCUGAGUUACAAUCACCAGCCUUGGAAGGCACAGGUAGAGCAGAGGAGGAUAAUAGGGGUGGUGGGACUUGGGGGCAGUGGAGUAGCUGGGGGGCCUGGCCUCAAGGAGCCCUCUGCCUGGUGAUGAUGGGGUUUUUGCUUUGAUGGGAGCACAAGGCGAUUUGGAACCCAGAAGAGGAGGUCUUGUUCCCAGAGGAGGUGCCAUGGGGCCAGGCUACGGCAAAGGCAGCUGUGGCCUGGAUGCGGCUCAGAGUACCCCAGCCUUUCACAGAUGCUGUGGGCAAGGGCAGGCUGUCUGAGGGGGUAAUGGAAAGAGGAAGGGAUGAAGGGGAUGUCUGCCAUUUGUCUAUGCAAAUAGCCUGACUCAUCACACCCCCACAACCCUAAGGCGAGGUGGGGGUGUGAGGAGCCUGUCUCUCGUCUGGCAAAUGGCUUCUUGGGGAGCUCUCCUUUUCCAGGAUCCCAUCCCAUCCCCACUUUGGAGGAAAAUGGAACUGUAGUUGUCCCAGCCCACCAGCGGGGCUCUGGGCCUGGGGUGGGGGCUGUGGAGGGGGGCUAUUAGGCUAUAGUGAAAUUCUCAGUUCCUUUUGUUUUCUGAACCACCACUGUGAGAAGGGUCUUUGAGCGUGAAGCAUCCUUCCUGGCAGCUGCUACACCAUCUGCCGCCAGGCCCCCUGGAGAGGCUCCAAGCUCCCUGCCAUGGGCCCCCGCCGCAGUGGCCUGCACCCCCUGUUGCUCCUGGUGCAGGCCUCAACAUUGGCCACAGCACUGGCCCUGGGCACCCUGCCUGCCUUCCUGCCCUGUGAGUUCCAGCCCCAUGGCCUGGUGAACUGCAGCUGGCUAUUCCUGAAGUCCGUGCCCCACUUCCCUGCUGCAGCACCCCGUGCCAAUGUCACCAGCCUUUCCUUGCUCUCCAACCGCAUCCACCACCUCCACGCCACUGACUUCGCUUACCUGUCCAGCCUGCGACGUCUCAACCUCAAGUGGAACUGCCCGCCAGCCAGUCUCAGCCCCAUGCGGUUCUCCUGCCACAUGACCAUUGAGCCGACCACCUUCACGGCCGUGCCCACCCUGGAGGAGCUGAACCUGAGCUACAACAACAUCAUGACCGUGCCCCCCAUGCCUAGGUCCCUUGUGUCCUUGAUUCUGAGCCGCACCAACAUCCUGGUGCUCGACGCCUCCACCUUCGCGGGCCUACAUGCCCUGCGCUUCCUCUUCAUGGAUGGCAACUGCUACUAUAAGAACCCCUGUUCCCGGGCCGUGGAGGUGGCCCCGGGUGCCCUCUUUGGCCUGGGCAACCUCACCCGCCUGUCGCUCAAGUACAACAACCUCACGGCGGUGCCCCGCAGCCUGCCCCCCAGCCUGGAGUACCUGCUGCUGUCCUACAACCGCAUUGUCCGCCUGGAGCCCGGGGACCUGGCCAACCUGACCGCCCUGCGUGUGCUGGACGUGGGCGGGAAUUGCCGCCGCUGUGACCACGCCCGCAACCCCUGUGUGGAGUGCCCGCGGAGCCUCCACCUGCACCCCGACACCUUCAGCCACCUGCGCCGCCUCGAGGGACUGGUGUUGAAGGACAGUUCUCUCUUCAGUCUGGAAGCCAGUUGGUUCCAUGGUCUGGACCGCCUCACAGUGCUAGACCUGAGCGAGAACUACCUCUAUGACUGCAUCACCAAAACUGACGCCUUCUGGGGCCUGGCCCAGCUGCGCAGGCUCAACCUGUCCUUCAAUUACCAUAAGAAGGUAUCCUUUGCUCACCUGCACCUGGCACCCUCCUUUGGGAGCCUGGUCGCGCUGCAGGAGCUGGACAUGCACGGUAUCUUCUUCCGCUCGCUCAGCGAGCGCACGCUCCGGCCCCUGGCUCACCUGCCCAUGCUCCGGAAGCUACGUCUGCAGAUGAACUUCAUCAACCAGGCCCAGCUGGGCAUCUUCGGGGCCUUCCCGGCCCUGAAGUACGUGGACCUGUCCAACAACCGCAUUAGCGGAGCUGCGAAGCCAGUGGCCAUUACGGGGGAGGUUGAUGGGGGCGGGGAGGCCUGGCCGUGGGCUGGGGACCUUGCUCCAGCCCUGCCGGACACCCCCAGCUCUGAGAGCUUCAUGCCAGGCUGCCAGACCUUCAACUUCACCUUGGACCUCUCACGCAACAACCUGGUGACAGUCCAGUCGGAGAUGUUCGCCCAUCUCUCGCACCUCCAGUGCCUGAGCCUGAGCCACAACUGCAUCGCUCAGGCGGUCAACGGCUCCCAGUUUGUGCCACUGACCAGCCUGCGGGUGCUGGACCUGUCCUACAACAAGCUGGACCUGUACCACGGGCGCUCAUUCACGGAGCUGCCGCACCUGGAGGCCCUGGACCUCAGCUACAACAGCCAGCCCUUCAGCAUGCAGGGCGUGGGCCACAACCUCAGCUUUGUGGACCAGCUGCCCACCCUGCGCUACCUCAGCCUGGCACACAAUGGCAUCCACAGCCGGGUGUCCCAGCAGCUCCGCAGCAACUCGCUGCAGGCCCUGGACUUCAGUGGCAAUGCCCUGGGCCAGAUGUGGGCCGAGGGAGACCUCUAUCUCCACUUCUUCCAAGGCCUGAGGUGCCUGCUCCGGCUGGAUCUGUCCCAGAACCGCCUGCACACCCUCCGGCCCCGCGCCCUGGGCCACCUCCCCAGGAGCCUGCGGCUGCUGCGUCUCCGUAACAAUCAGUUGACCUUCUUCAACUGGAGCAGCCUGGCCCUUCUGCCAAACCUCGAGGCGCUGGACCUGGGGGGAAACCAGCUGAAGGCGCUGACCAACAGCAGCCUGCCCGCCGGCACGCGGCUUCUGCGGCUGGACCUCAGCGGCAACAGCAUCAGCCUUGUGGCGCCCGGCUUCUUUGCCCUGGCCUUGGAGCUGCGUGAGCUCAACCUAAGCUCCAAUGCCCUGAGGACGGUGGAGCCCUCCUGGUUUGGGCCCCUAGUGGGGGCCCUGAAACUCCUAGAUGUGAGAGCCAAUCCCCUGCACUGCUCUUGCGGGGCAGUCUUUGUGGACUUCCUGCUGGAGGUGCAGGCUGCCGUGCCCGGUCUCCCGAGCCGCGUGACGUGUGGCAGCCCGGGGCAGCUCCAGGGCCGCAGCAUCUUCGCGCAGGACUUGCGCCUCUGCCUGGAUGAGGCCCUCUCCUGGGACUGCUUUGGCCUCUCCCUGCUGGCGGUGGCUCUGGGCCUGGCUGUGCCCAUGCUGCACCACCUCUGCGGCUGGGACCUCUGGUACUGCUUCCACCUGGGCCAGGCUUGGCUUCCCAGGCUGGGGCAGCGGGGUGCAGAUGCCCUGCCCUACGACGCCUUCGUGGUCUUUGACAAGGCACAGAGCGCAGUGGCCGAUUGGGUGUACAAUGAGCUGCGGGUGCGGCUAGAGGAGAGCCGAGGGCACUGGGCACUUCGCCUGUGCCUGGAGGAGCGCGACUGGCUGCCUGGCAAGACGCUCUUCGAGAACCUGUGGGCCUCGGUCUACAGCAGCCGCAAGAUGCUGUUUGUGCUGGCCCACACCGACCGGGUCAGUGGCCUCUUGCGGGCCAGCUUCCUGCUGGCCCAACAGCGCCUGCUGGAGGACCGCAAGGACGUGGUGGUGCUGGUCAUCCUGCGCCCGGAUGCCCACCGCUCCCGCUACGUGCGGCUGCGCCAGCGCCUCUGCCGCCAGAGCGUGCUCCUCUGGCCCCAGCAGCCCAGUGGCCAGGGCAGCUUCUGGGCCCAGCUGGGCACAGCCCUGACCAGGGACAACCGCCAUUUCUAUAACCGGAACUUCUGCCGGGGACCCAUGGUUGAAUAGCCCAGUGCACGCUGGGCUGUUAGCUCCUGGUCUGCUCCCGCUCUGCGCUUGACCUUGCUCUGCCUGGGGUGCUCUCAACCUGCCUCGCUCUGCAGCUCCAUUGCUCUGUGCGGCCCCCACUUCUCUCAGCCUCCCCUCACCCCUCUCCCUCACACCUGGCAUAUAGCAGGCCCUCAGUAAACGCCAAGGGAUCGUCAAACAGCUAACCCUGAGCUCCCUAGGGAUGUGGGCAGGGAGAAAGAAGGGAGAAUUCUCUGAGCCUUCCUGAAGUGAAGAGAGACAACAGGUUUGGGGAAAUUCUCCACCAUGGAAAAAAAAGCAGUGUAUGGGGAGGUUUGUUCAUAGGAUAUGCAGGGCAGGGAGGCUGCUGAGGACGGUUUUGUUCACGGGCAUCCUUUCAGUCUUCUGAAGGUCACUGGAAUGUGGUCUGGACCUUCCCAGAAAGCAGGGGUGGCUCUCCUCCCCUUAUAAGCCCUCUGCCAUGCCCUGCCCUGCCCUCCCCAUCCCUGUCAGUGGGCAGCUCCCUGCCUGGCCUGGGUCCCCCCCUCUCUGUUGUGUGCUGGCCUUGGGUAUCUGCCUUUCUCCAGCCCAUAGGACUAUAAGCACCUUUAGGGCAGAGAACCUGCAGGCCUGGUUCAUUUCUGUCUCCCAGCAAAGCCCAGAGAGGCAGCAGCUCUGGGGAAUGAAUAUUCCCAAGUGGGUGGGAAAAGCAGAUUUGUGGCGAGUUCACGUUGGGUGAUGGCACCCCUUUGGUGGUCAUGCUUGUGCUUGGCAGAGGAGGUGAGGUAGACCCAGUUUGGGAGAGUAGGGGUAUGGAGGCAUCCCUGCGGGAGGGAGCUGGGUGCCACAGAAGAUUCUAGGGUGAAUUCCCAGCCCACUCCUUUCUGUCUCCCCUUUAAGGUGCAUUCUGGGUCUCUCUCUUCUGGUAUCAGAGGGACACCUAGGGGAGCCUCCACUUAGUUACAAAGGCUGGAGGGCUCCUCUCCAGCCCCUGCCUCUCAGAGCUGGUUGGACUCAGGUGGAAGAUGCAGUCACAUCUGAUCAGUGUGGAGCAAGAGUGUGUGUUUCUAUUUUUGGCAUCCAGUGUACAUUUGCGGACACUGCUGGGAUCCUGUGCCCGAUGCCUGGAGACAGCCUGCCCAGGUCUGCACUCAGCAACUCUGUGUGGAGCUGUGGGUAUUGUCAGGCCUGGAGCCACUGAGGGGCCUUCUCCUGGGCCUGCUGCUCUCGGGAGAACAGUCCUCCACCAUCACCACCACCAUAGCUGCCCUUUGAGGAGCAGGGGAGACACGUGCAGUCUGCUGACAGUGGGAGCUGGGGCCUGGGGCUUGGGAGAGCUGAACCCAGCUUGGCUGGCCCAGGCCAGUUGGCCAGCUUGGCUGCUCAGGGCCUCUGGGCUGGAGGACUGGAGCUGGCCACAGAUAUGGCUAAUUUUGCAGCCUGAUUGUUUUUGCCUGUCUUGCAGGGCACACAGCUGGGAGGGAAGGACAGGCAGCCAGAAUUCCUCUUUCUGACUUGAGCACAGGGGCUUCUGCUGCAGGCCCUCAGCUCCUGUUAUCUGCUUGCCUGAAGGAAAGACAGAAGGAAGUUCUCUUUGGCCUGCCCCAAGGGGGCACAUCUGGCUUCUGGAGAGCAGAGCAUGGCUUCCCUUAUUUCUUUGGCCCAUGCCUGGGAGAAAACCACAGAGGCUUAAGAAACCAAACAAGAGGUAUCCUUCCACCCAGCUGGAGUCUCGGGCAGGCCCCUGUUGCGUGACUCAGACCAUAGUGGCCACACCCAGGAACAGGAGCAGAAAAGAGGAAGCAGAGCCUGAUCCAAGGCACCAUGUUUUGCAUGUGGGAAACAAACUGCCCUCUGGCAGUUCCCAGGCAGAACCUUCGUCUACCCACCCACCCACUCAUGCUCACCGUUCUGGUUCUCUGGAGGCUGGGGAUUCAGAGGUAGAGCCUUUGGGGAUAAAGGGUGGGAGUGAGAUUGUAAUCUUCUGGGCCCGGCCUGAGCGAGUCUGGGGAUCUGUCGCAUUUGGUUCAACCCGCAGGGAAAUGCUCUGCUGCUGUCUAUAGGAUCAGAAGGGGCAGGAGCAGGGCUCUGCUCUCCAGGGCCUGAAGAAAGCUUUAGGAGCUGCGCCCAGUUAGGGCAGGGUGGGAGCCGGCUCACACCAUGCCAUGAUCAGGAAGGGUGCUCAUGGUUGGCUCCGGGCCCUCUCCUUUACACAGCCAGCCAUCCCUGACCAUUAACGCUGCCAUCUGCUCUGCAAGGCCGGGCGGGGAAUAGAUAGGACUCACGUCAGAUUACUUGGGCCUGCGUCCCAGCUCUGCCAUUUGGGUUAUCUUGGGCAGGUGACCUCCCCUUUGGCAGCCUCAGUUUGCUCAUCUGUAAAUGGGGAUGACCAGAGCUACUCUGUAGGCUGUCAAGAUUAGAGGUAAUGUGUGUAAAGGUCUGACAAUCCUAGCAGGGCCUCAGUCAUUGUUAAAGGGGACGCGUGUUCAGGACCACCGGCUGAUGUGGCUUCAAUGAACUCUCUCCACUCAGAGAAUGAUCUUCCCAGGCCGAGGACAUGGGCCUGUCCCUGGGUAGGGCCCAGGGCACGGAACAAAGGUUCAGAAGCAGAAGUGGUCGAAUCGGGGGCGCUUGAAACUACGGACAGCGACUCUCCCGGGGAGCAGGAUUGGGACACUGGGGAAAGUCUGAAGACCCUGGCGUUGCCUUCUUAUGCUUGUUGUUGGGGGCCAGUGAGGACUACAAGCAGAGGUGUAGGCACAAGAUUUAGGAAAACCUAAUGGGAACAAAAAUGCAAGGAAUUUCUGUCUAUAAGUUUAAAAUUCACUCUUUCCCUCUUGGACAACUUUAUUUAAUGCCCCAGGCCUCUAAAUAUUUUUGGGAAACUUCCAUCUUAGAUUUUCACACUAGAGUUGUGUAUUCAAGUCAAGCUCCUCGUUUUUAAGCAGUUCAGAAAUCUAAUCUAUUUCCUGCCUUCCAUUCUCAGUCCUCAAACCCCAGGAAGCAGCUAGGGGAAAAGCGCGUUUAAGGACCUUGUUGCCCCCGCUGGCACUGAGUCUUAGGAAGAGGAAGAGUGGGUCCUCCCAAGCAUUCAGAACAUUCCCCAAGCUAGAGGGGGAAAAGUCACACUUGAAAGAAAAGGUGUGGAAGGAGUUACAGGCGUGGGAAUGUGAGUGACAAUGGAAAAGCCCUAAAAGCUUGUGUGAGAUAACAGAGCUGGGAAAACUAAGUAAGGCUUGUUUCCUGAGCAGAAAGAAACCACAUGGUGCUUCAGAGGUGACGUGACUUCCGUCAUGCCCAGUGACCUGCUUAGAAGCAUGGUUUUAUCUGAUGGGAUCAUGACUCAGGCGAGUUCUCUCCAGUGCUGUGUCCACUCAGGCCCACCCCCGGCCUCCCAGGAGGGGGUGCCAGCCCAACUCUCCCCUGAGAGGAAAAAGCACAACUGCCUUUCUAAAGCUGAGAGGGGAGGUGAGUGCUGGGAGAGUCUUCAUCCUCCAGCUGCUUGGAUUUUCUUCAGCUCGCCUAUUUUUUCUAGUAAAGCAAACCCGGAUGCUG
This is a messenger RNA of Choloepus didactylus (southern two-toed sloth), 8923 nucleotides long. Its product is annotated as twinfilin-2. The coding region runs from base 2282 to 5368 and encodes 1028 amino acids. Gene Ontology annotation, cellular component: cytoplasm; myofibril; actin filament. Gene Ontology annotation, biological process: defense response to virus; positive regulation of interleukin-6 production; barbed-end actin filament capping. NCBI's taxonomy places the organism in Eukaryota, Metazoa, Chordata, Mammalia, Pilosa, Megalonychidae. The record is from RefSeq and is a predicted model, not a curated record. The transcript has 2 exons. Gene Ontology annotation, molecular function: actin filament binding; pattern recognition receptor activity; actin monomer binding.